AUGCUUGUCGAAGCCGAAUUGCAGCAGGAAAGGAUGCAACGCCUCCGUGCUGAACAUAUGCUGAGUAAUGUGGAGAGGGAGUGCAGGGUUCCGUUUGUUGUCCCAGCGCUCUUCCAGGCCUUCCGCAGGAUAUCGGAGCUUGAGCGCAAUGUAUAA
Suillus paluster is the source of this 156-nucleotide messenger RNA. RefSeq lists its product as uncharacterized. The coding region runs from base 1 to 156 and encodes 51 amino acids. The record is from RefSeq and is a predicted model, not a curated record. The transcript has a single exon. Lineage: Eukaryota; Fungi; Basidiomycota; Agaricomycetes; Boletales; Suillaceae.